UGACCGAAAGGGGGAGACGGAGUGAGGGAGGGAGACAGCGAAGUCUUUUGUGCCUCCCCUCCCCCCCACCACCACAGUGAAGGGGAAAUGUCUCUGCCGAAGCGAGGGAAAAAGAAGAAGCAUGAUCUCAAGAUCAAUGAGGACGUCUUUCGACAACCGGCUCCCGCACCAACGCCCCCCAGAGAUCUUGACUCCAAGGCCGAAGUGACCAUUGGAGAGAAGAAUGUGGUGGUGAAGGCGGAUGACCUGGAGCAUAUGGCGGAGCUGGGCCGCGGGGCGUACGGAGUGGUGGACAAGAUGAGGCACGUCCCCACCGGACUCAUCAUGGCCGUCAAGCGUAUCCGGGCCACGGUGAACUCCCAGGAGCAGAAGCGUCUGCUUAUGGACCUGGACAUCUCCAUGAGGACGGUGGACUGCCACUACACAGUGACCUUCUACGGCGCCCUCUUCAGAGAGGGCGAUGUCUGGAUCUGUAUGGAAUUGUUGGACAUGUCUUUGGACAAAUUCUACACCAAGGUUAUCGAGAAGGAACGCACCAUCCCUGAAGACAUUUUAGGAAAGAUCACUGUUUCGAUUAUCAAAGCCCUGGAACAUCUGCACAGCCGCCUGUCGGUGAUCCACAGGGACGUGAAGCCCUCCAACGUGUUGAUCAACACGCAGGGCCAGGUGAAGAUGUGUGACUUUGGCAUCAGCGGCUACCUGGUGGACUCAGUGGCCAAGACGCUGGACGCCGGCUGCAAACCCUACAUGGCGCCGGAGAGGAUAAACCCAGAGCUGAACCAGAAGGGCUACAAUGUCAAGUCCGACAUCUGGAGUUUAGGGAUCACCUUGCUGGAGCUGGCCAUCCUGCGUUUCCCAUAUGAGUCGUGGGGCACUCCGUUCCAGCAGCUCAAGCAGGUGGUGGACGAGCCGUCUCCCCAGCUCCCCGCCGACCGCUUCUCCCCAGACUUUGUGGACUUCACCUCCAAGUGCUUAAAAAAGAAUUCUCAAGAGAGGCCAACCUACUCUGAACUAAUGACCCACGCCUUCUUCACCCUGCACGACUCCAAAGAGACUGACGUGGCUACCUUCGUCAAGGAGAUCCUGGGUGCCUGAAACCACCAAGACUCCGGGCUCCUGGAACAACCCCUCCAUCACCAUCACCACAACACCCACCACAAGCAACCAGCCAACCACCAUCCAGCACCCCUGCUGCCUGCCUCAGCCCCAAUCACGCUGUCCCUCCCCGGCUGUUUCUCCACAGCUGUCAAAGUGGGACGUAACCACCACCGCCGUCGCCAUUGUACCCAUCCAUUCCCACUACCACCACCCUCCCCCAUCUCCCUCCUCCUCCCACCCCGGUGAACUCGCCUCGCCUCCCUGGGUCCUCUCACGUCACUCAGGGUUAAGAUGAGAUGAGACGAGACUCUGGCCCCCCACCACCCCCUUCCAUGAUGUCACCUGAUGACCCCACCUGAACCUGCCACCACCACCACACCUCCAAAGAGUUCCAGGAGCCUGCUGUAAAAACAAACAAAACCCACACAGAAACGUUUAGCCUUCCCACAGUGAACACUCAACUCCACUCAAGCCAAGCAAAAAAAAAAACCCAGGCAGCCCGCCCGAUCCACACACACACACACACACACACACACACACACACACACACACACACACACACACACACACACACACACACACACACACACACACACACACACACACACACACACACACACACACACACACACACAAAAUCAACCCAUCCAACCAUCUUCCCCCAAAGCCACCUCCACCCCUUCAGCACAACCUUCACCUUAAGACGGUGGCUUUUUACUGUAACGUCAGAGAGAAAGCGUGUGUGUGCGAGUGAGAGCGCGAGAGAGAGAGUAUGAGUGUGCCCAUCCAUGAUCCACAGUGAGAAUAGGCAGCCAAGCACGUGUCCAAUGCAUGCCCUGCCCUGCCCAGCCCAGCCCAGCCAUGCCCAGCCCUCACCUCCCCUCCCCUAAUCUGUGACCUCCACUCCCCUGCCAUGAGGCUGCUGCUGGUGCUGCUGGCCUGGCUCAUCCAUGGAUGAACGCGGGGAGAGAACAGCCAUGAACGGCAGUUGUGUGUGUGUGUGUGUGUGCAUGCGCGUGUGAUGAAACAUGCACGCGGUCCAGUCGUCCUCCCCUUUUCAGAGUCUGUGUGUGUGUGUGUGUGUGUGUGUGUGUGUGUGUGUGUGUGUGUGUGUGUGUGUGUGUGUGUGUGUGUGUGUGUGUGUGUGUGUGUGUAGCCCACAGUCGAGCAGUGGUGUUGCUACAUAGUACAACAUUUAUACACUUGUAGGGUUAUGGUUUUGAUUUUACAGUUUUUCUUUUCUUGCAAAUUCACUGCGUUGCUUUCGUUGAGUUGUUUUGUUUUUUUCCUGGUUUUAUAAAUGCUCCAACCUCCACUACCCAGCACAUUCACACACAUGCACACACACACACUCUCACAGGCCAGGGGUAUAGCCCCCUCACCCCUUUUGAUAAUCCCAGACGGUUGUUGCCUUCUUUCGUGUGAAGUGCCACAGCAAAUAGCCAAUCAAUGGCACUUAUUGCCAGCCAAUCACCACCUCCUGUUCCACACACUCACCCAAUAGCCCUCGCCCCCUCUUUCAUUCCCUCCUCCCAUCGCUGUAUAGCCCCUCCUCUUCUGCAUCCCACCUGCAUGGGGCAAAGAGGAUGUCGGAGCUAGAUACCCCCACCCCCACCCCCACCCCGUUUCUUAAUGCUGGACAGGAAGGGACUGGAACAUCCUUUAAACUGUUAUUCUUCAGAAUCCUAAUUCUCAUGACAGUGUUAAGCAGUUAUUGCAUGUAUGACAACUGCUGUGUGGCCCAUGUUAUCUUUUUUUAAAUUCCAGUUUUUUCCCCCUUCCCUUCCUUUUUAAUUCAGAGUGCAUUAAUUCAUUUUCAAAGCCUUUAAGACAGGCACCCAAUGCCUUAUCUGGGUGCUUGACUACGAUUGCGGUUGCAUGAAAGUCUCUGUGAAA
Messenger RNA from Engraulis encrasicolus (European anchovy), 2994 nucleotides. Its product is annotated as dual specificity mitogen-activated protein kinase kinase 6. Gene Ontology annotation, biological process: protein phosphorylation; MAPK cascade. Lineage: Eukaryota; Metazoa; Chordata; Actinopteri; Clupeiformes; Engraulidae. The transcript has 12 exons. Bases 88 to 1095 code for a protein of 335 amino acids. The record is from RefSeq and is a predicted model, not a curated record. Gene Ontology annotation, molecular function: MAP kinase kinase activity; ATP binding.